Molecule: messenger RNA, 11895 nt
Organism: Anopheles arabiensis
Lineage: Eukaryota; Metazoa; Arthropoda; Insecta; Diptera; Culicidae
Gene: N
Product: neurogenic locus Notch protein
Exons: 12
Coding region: 971-9358 (2795 amino acids)
Biological process (GO): regulation of developmental process; multicellular organism development; heterophilic cell-cell adhesion
Cellular component (GO): plasma membrane; protein-containing complex
Molecular function (GO): Notch binding; calcium ion binding
Source: RefSeq, a predicted model, not a curated record
AGUUGAGGCGUGCGGACGUGCGUGUACGUCGUCCGUGUCGAGUGAGCGAGCACACCUAGCAGCAGUAGCAGAAUUAGCACCAGCACCAAGGACUGAAAGCGAAGCGGUGCUGUCCGGGAGCGGUGGAACGUUGUACAUCAAUUGCGUGAAAUAAAGCGAAUCAAUUGAGAUACAAAACAAACAAAUACACAAUAUUGUAAACGCAAAUUAGUUUUUUAGCAAAAAAAAGUGAUUGAUUUCCGUACUUCUCGUGUGUCUCCUGUAAGCGUAUGUGCACGUGCGCAUGUGUGCACGUUAGCCUGCUAGUGUGUGUGUGUGUUGUGGCGGGGGAGGGUUUGAUCUGGCCCAGCGCAGUGCGCGUGUGUUUGGGCGAGCGCGGCGCAAUGUUUAACCGACGCAGAAACGAUCGCAGGAUUAAACCGCUCGGUGGGUGUCGUUGCUGAAACGACGGGGUUUUCAUUUUCGUGUGUGUGUGUGUGAGAGAGAGAGAGAGAGAGAGAGCGAAAGAGAAAAAGUGUGCGCCUGCCAGACCAGCAGCAUUUGAGGGAGUGCGAGGGAGCCCACCCCAUCCCCCGCUUUUGGUGGAAAAAGGACUCUCCGUGGGGGUGUGCGCGCGUCCGUGUUUGUGACCUGCGCAAAGGGCGGCCAUAAUUAGAGCAGGCCGUUCUCAUUCCCAAUCCCAGCGGUCAACUCCUCUCUCUCUGUGUCGCGAGUGUGCCGAGGGAGAGAGGGAAAAGCGCCCUAAUCUAGAUCCCAUAACCUCCCUCCUGUGCCCGUUGCAACCCCGUGGAAAGCACAGUGUUGGACAGUGUCGCUUUGCUGCGGCGACGAACCCUGCGACCGAGCUCCACGUGUCAACCGUUCGGGCUUUCGCGUUUCGGCGGUAGGCGAGAAAAGAAAAGCGGCACAAACUACGGGACGGGCAACAAGAAACAGCAAGGCGGUGGCACUCACAGAACCCCCGUCCGCGAUGGGGAGCUCUUCGCGAAGGAUAAUGGGCAGCACGAGCGGCACCGUCCUGUUCGCCGUCAUCGUGCUGUGCGGUUCCAUCGGUAGCGCCUCCGGUUUCCUAUCGUGCUCACCGUCUCCGUGCAAACAUGGCGGCACGUGCGUCAGCCGCCCGAACGGUGCAUCCUACUGCAACUGUACGUCACGCUAUACUGGAGAUUUUUGCGACUUCCCGAACCCGUGUCACACGGCUGCCGGUCCCCGGUGCCAGAACGGUGGCAUCUGCGAGACGACCUUCCGGGACGGAGUGCCGUCGUUCUCGUGCCGGUGCCCGAUCGGGUACACCGCGAGCCUGUGCGAGAUACCGGUGAAGAAUGCGUGCGACUCCUCGCCGUGCAACAACGGUGGCAACUGCAAGCUGAAAACGCUCGACGACUACACCUGCAUCUGCGCGACCGGCUAUUCGGGCAAACACUGUGACAAGCAGAAUCUGUGCGCUUCGUCCCCGUGCCGGAACGGUGGUACCUGCACGCUGUCACCGAAUGGGCACGUCAAGUGCAUCUGCCCGAAAGGCUUCCGCGGCAUGUACUGUGCGGACGACAUCGACGAGUGUCUGAAGAAUCCGUGCGAGAACAAUGGCAAGUGCGUCAACACGCACGGAUCGUACCAGUGCAUGUGUGAACCGGGCUACACGGGCAAGAACUGUGAGUCGGGUUACAUUCCCUGCUCACCUUCGCCCUGCCAGAACGGCGGCACCUGCAAGCAAUCGACAAAGUACUCCUACGAAUGCAAAUGUCCACCCGGUUUUCAAGGCAAGAACUGCGAGGAAAACACGGACGACUGUCCGGGCAACCUGUGCCAGAACGGUGGGACAUGCGUGGACGGCAUCAACGCCUACCACUGCAGUUGCCCGUCCAGCUUUACCGGCGAGUUCUGCGAGAACGACGUGGACGAGUGUGCGCUGCGGCCGUCGAUCUGCCAGAACGGGGCGACCUGCACCAACACGCACGGCAGCUACAACUGCAUCUGCGUGAACGGCUGGAACGGGCCCGACUGCAGCAACAACAUUGACGAUUGUGUGGACGCGGCCUGCUUCAAUGGGGCGACCUGUAUCGACGGUGUCGGCAGCUUCUACUGCCGCUGCACGCCCGGCAAGACGGGGCUGCUGUGCCAUCUGGACGAUGCGUGCACGUCGAACCCGUGCCACGCGGACGCGAUCUGCGACACCAGCCCGAUCAACGGCUCGUUCACGUGCUCCUGUGCCGUCGGGUACAAGGGCAUCGACUGCUCGGAAGACAUUGACGAGUGCGAUCAAGGUUCGCCGUGUGAGCACAACGGUAUCUGCGUGAACACGCCCGGUUCGUUCGCGUGCAACUGCUCGCAAGGAUUCACCGGACCGCGGUGCGAAACGAACGUGAACGAGUGCGAGUCACAUCCGUGUCAGAACCAGGGCAGCUGUCUGGACGAUCCCGGUACCUUCCGUUGCGUCUGCAUGCCAGGCUACACCGGCACGCAGUGCGAGAUCGACAUAGACGAGUGUGCGACGAACCCAUGCCUGAACGGAGGCAUCUGCCGCGACAUGGUCAACUCGUUCAAGUGUACGUGCGCGAUUGGCUUCUCGGGGCUGCGGUGCCAGAUCAACAUCGACGACUGCAUGUCACAGCCGUGCCGUAACGGCGGCAUCUGUCACGACUCGAUCGCUGGCUACUCGUGCGAAUGUCAGCCCGGCUACACGGGCCUGUCCUGUGAGACGAACAUCAACGACUGUCAGUCGAACCCGUGCCAUCGGGGCGCUUGCAUCGACGGCGACAACUCGUUCACCUGCCUGUGCAAUCCGGGCUACACCGGCUACCUGUGCCAGAUACAGAUCAAUGAGUGUGAAUCGAAUCCCUGCCUGUUCGGCGGUCACUGCGAGGAUCUGGUUGGCGGGUACAUGUGCCGCUGCCAGCCGGGCACGUCCGGUCCGAACUGUGAAGUUAACGUGAACGAGUGCCACAGCAACCCGUGUCGGAACGGGGCCAAGUGCAUCGACGGCAUCAACCGGUACACCUGCCAGUGCGUGCCGGGCUACACCGGCUUCCACUGCGAGACGAACAUCAACGAGUGUGCGUCGGACCCGUGCGCGAACGGAGGCGUCUGUAUGGACCUGGUGAACGGGUUCCGGUGCGAGUGUCCGCGCGGCUACUUCGACGCCCGCUGCUUGAGCGACGUGGACGAGUGCGCCUCGAACCCGUGCAUCAACGGCGGCCGCUGCGAGGACGGCGUGAACCAGUUCAUCUGUCACUGUCCGCCGGGGUACGGUGGACGGCGGUGCGAGAUCGACAUCGACGAGUGUGGCUCGAACCCGUGCCAGCACGGCGGCAUCUGUCGCGACGGCCUCAACGCGUACACCUGCCAGUGCAUGCCGGGGUACACCGGGCGCAACUGCGAGAUCAACAUCGACGACUGCGUGAACAAUCCGUGCCGCAACGGGGGCUCCUGCAUCGAUCUGGUUAACGGGUACAAGUGCGUCUGCCGCGGACCGUUCACCGGGCGCGACUGCGAGUCCAAGAUGGACCCGUGCCAGCCGAACCGCUGCCGGAACGGGGCCAAAUGCUCACCGAGCCCGAACUAUCUCGACUUCGCCUGCUCCUGCACGCUAGGCUACACCGGCCGACUGUGCGACGAGGACAUCAACGAGUGUGCGCUGUCGUCGCCGUGCCGGCACGGUGCGACCUGCCGGAACACGAACGGCUCCUAUCACUGCAUCUGUGCGAAGGGGUACGAGGGGCGGGACUGCACGAUCAACACCGACGACUGUGCGUCGUUCCCGUGCCAGAACGGGGGCACCUGCCUCGACGGGAUCGGCGACUACACCUGCCUGUGCGUGGACGGGUUCGAGGGCAAGCACUGCGAGGUCGACAUCAACGAGUGUCUGUCGAUGCCGUGCCAGAACGGCGCGACCUGCAACCAGUACGUCAACUCGUACACCUGCACCUGCCCGCUCGGGUUCAGCGGGAUGAACUGCCAAACGAACGACGAGGACUGCACGGAAAGCUCGUGCAUGAACGGGGGCACCUGCAUCGACGGCAUCAACAGCUACAACUGCUCCUGCGAGACGGGCUACACCGGCUCGAACUGCCAGUAUCGCAUCAACAAGUGCGACUCGCAGCCGUGCCGGAACGGGGCCACGUGCCACGACUACGAGAACGACUACACGUGCCACUGCUCGUACGGGUACACCGGCAAGCAGUGCCUGGAGUACGUCGACUGGUGCUCGCAAAAUCCGUGCGAAAACGGUGCCACCUGCACGCAGCAGGAAAACACGUACCAUUGCGCGUGCGCCGCCGGCUGGACGGGCAAGCUGUGCGACGUGGAGAUGGUAUCGUGCAAGGAUGCGGCCGCACGGAAGGGCGUGGACGCGAAGCACCUCUGCCAUAACGGGACGUGCGAGGACUUUGGCAACUCGCACCGGUGUCGGUGCGCGCGCGGCUACACCGGAUCGUACUGCCAUCACGAGAUCAACGAGUGCGAGUCGCAACCGUGCCGGAACGGGGGCACGUGCAAGAACCUGAUCGGCUCGUACCGGUGCCAGUGCCGGGCCGGGUUCCAGGGCCAGAACUGCGAGCUGAACAUCGACGAGUGCAAGCCGAACCCGUGCCGAAAUGGUGGCAUCUGUCACGAUCUCGUUAACGGGUACAAGUGCUCCUGCCCGCCCGGCACGAUCGGCGUGCUGUGCGAGAUCAACACGGACGACUGUACGCCGGGCGCCUGCCACAACAAUGGCAGCUGCGUGGACAAGGUCGGCGGGUUCGAGUGCCGCUGCCCGCCCGGCUUUGUGGGGGCCCGGUGCGAGGGCGACAUCAACGAGUGUCUGUCGAAUCCGUGCUCGAAUCCGGGCACGCUGGACUGCGUGCAGCUGGUGAACGACUAUCACUGCAACUGCAAGCCGGGCCACAUGGGCCGACACUGCGAGGUGAAGGUGGACUUCUGCGCCAACAGCCCCUGCCUAAACGGCGGACAGUGCUCGACGCGCCAGUCCGGCCAUCACUGCGUGUGCGCCGACGGGUACUACGGGAAGAACUGCGAGUUCAGCGGCCACGACUGCGACUCCAAUCCCUGCAUUAACGGGCUGUGCCAGAUCGCGGACGAUGGUGGGUAUCGGUGCGACUGUCCGCUCGGCACGAGCGGCGUGAACUGCGAGCUGGACAUACUGGACGAGUGCACAUCGGCGCCGUGCGAGAAGGGCGCCCCGUGCCAGAACAAGCUGGGCGACUUCGAGUGUCUCUGCCCGCCGAAGUGGAGCGGCAAAACGUGCGGCACGUACGAUCCGCACUACCACGGCUGGUACGAUACGACGCAGCAGCAGCAGGGCGGCCGUGGGCACAAGCAUGGCGGCGCCGCCCUGCCAAACAUCUACGCGAUCGACCUGGAGUACCAGCGGUCGCAGUGCGUGAAGAAGGGCUGCCGGGAGAAGCAGGGCAACCACCGGUGCGACGAGGAGUGCAACACGUACGCGUGCGACUUCGACGGGAACGACUGUUCGCUCGGCAUCAAUCCGUGGCUGAACUGCACCGCCAGCAUCAACUGCUGGGAGGUAUUCAUGGACGGGUUCUGCAACGAGGAGUGCAACAAUGCGGCCUGCCUGUUCGAUGGGCGCGACUGCGAGAAGAAGCUGCAGCCGUGCAAUCCGAUCUACGACGCCUACUGCCAGAAGCACUACGCGAACGGGUUCUGCGACUACGGCUGCAACAAUGCGGAGUGCAACUGGGACGGGCUAGACUGCGAGAACGAGAAGGAGCCGGCCCAGCUGGCGGAGGGUGCGAUCUCGAUCAUACUGCUGAUGGAUGCGGCCACGUUCCGGCUGAACGCGAUUCAGUUCCUGCGCGAUCUGGGCCACCAGCUGCGGACGACGGUGCGCAUCAAGAAGAACGCGGCCGGGAUGGAAAUGAUCUACCCGUGGAAGGGUGGCACCGCACUACAGGGCCUGACCGACAGCGAGUUCGGGCGGAAGCACCACGUGGUGUACACGGAAACGCGCCAGAUCGGGAUCCAGGUGUACCUGGAGCUGGACAACCGGAAGUGCAUCGGGAUGAGCGGCGCGGAAUGCUUCGGGACGGCGAACGAGGCGGCCGAGUUUCUGGCGGCCACGGCCUCGAAGCACUCGCUGUCGAAGCAGUUCCCGAUCUACCAGGUGAAGGGCGUCAAUCCGGACGACGAUGGGCUGCCGGGUGCGACGAACGUCAACUACGUGCUGGUGGGCUUCUUCGGCCUGCUGCUGAUGGUGUUGGUGACCGUGCUGGUGGUGAAUCGGAAGCGUGCCCACGGCAUCACCUGGUUCCCGGAGGGUUUCUUCACCGCAAACACGAACGUGCGGCGGCCGUCGCGCCGCCGCCCGGACGGGCAGGAGAUGCGCAACCUCAACAAGAAUCCGUCGAUGGUGGACAUGGUCGUGGCGAACGGAGGCGGCCAUGGCAGUGCUGGUGGGGCCGGUGGCCACGGUAUGAUGGGGCAUGGGCAGCCGUGGUGCAACAGCGACGACGAGUCGGAGAUGCCGACGGCCCGGAAGCGCAUGCGGGCGAUCGACCAGGGCUACUCGAGCGACCACACGGCGAUCACGGACUACGAGGAGACGGAACCGCGCGUCUGGGCGCAGCAGCACUUCGAGGCGGCUGACAUACGGGACCAUCCGGCAAUGAUGACGCCGCCGACGCACCACGACGGCGAUGUGCGGGAUGUGGAUGUGCGCGGCCCGUGCGGCAUGACGCCGCUCAUGGUGGCGGCGGUCCGGGGCGGCGGCCUCGACUCGGGCGAGGACAUUGACUCGACGGACGAUUCGGCGGCGCAGAUCAUCUCGGAGCUGGUGGCACAGGGCGCCGAGCUGAACGCCACCAUGGACAAGACGGGCGAAACGUCGCUCCAUCUGGCGGCACGGUACGCGCGGGCGGACGCGGCGAAACGGUUGCUGGACGCGGGCGCGGAAGCGAACAGCCAGGACAACACGGGCCGGACGCCGUUGCACGCGGCGGUGGCAGCGGACGCGAUGGGCGUGUUCCAGAUACUGCUGCGCAACCGGGCGACGAACCUGAACGCGCGCAUGCACGACGGCACGACGCCGCUGAUACUGGCGGCGCGGCUCGCGAUCGAAGGCAUGGUGGAGGAUCUGAUCCAGGCCGAUGCGGACAUCAACGCUGCGGACAAUAGUGGCAAGACGGCGCUGCACUGGGCGUCGGCGGUGAACAACGUGGACGCGGUCAACAUACUGCUGACGCACGGUGCGAAUCGGGACGCGCAGGACGACAAGGACGAGACGCCCCUGUUUCUGGCGGCGCGCGAAGGCUCGUUCGAGGCGUGCCGGGCCCUGCUGGACAACUUCGCCAACCGGGACAUUACCGACCAUAUGGACCGGUUGCCGCGGGACGUGGCGAGCGAGCGGCUCCAUCACGACAUAGUGCGCCUGCUGGACGAGCACGUGCCCCGGUCGCCCCAGAUGGUGACGACGAUACCGGCGGGUAGCGGGGCGGGCACGGCUGGCGGCGGCGGCGGUGGCAACACGAUCAUGUCGCCGACGCACGCCCACAUGAUCACGCACCCGACCAUCAUCGCUUCGGCGAAGCAGAGCAAGCAGAAGAAGCAGCGCCAGCAAAAGAUGAACGGCGGUGGCGCUGGCGGUGGGGGCGGUGUAGUGGCAGGAUCUUCGGCACAGGCAGCCGCGGCAGCACAGGCAGCUGCGGCGGCGGCAGCGGCAGCGGUGGCCAACAUGGGCGGCGGGCUGUCGCUCGGCCAAAACCCGACCAGCCCGCAGGACGGCAGUUGCGGGGCGGCCGAACUAGUCGCGGGCAGCAUGCGGCGAAAAGCGGUAGCAAAGAAGCCGACCGGUGCAGCGAAGAAAACAUCCGGCGGCGGUGGUGGCGGUGGCUCCGGCGGUGCCACUCCCGGGCACGGUGGGCUGACCGAGCUGGGGCUGGCGGACGAUCAGCUCAGCUCGGUCGAGUCGCCGAUCGCGAACCUCAACAGCCCGUACGACUCGGUCAGCCUCUACUCGAACGCGAUGACCGUCCACCAGCUGGACGCGAUCAGCCCGAACGGGAGUGGAGCGGUUGCCGGCAACGGCAUGAUGCCGAAGAAACCUCCCAGCUACGAAGACUGCAUAAAGAGCGCACAGUCGAUGCAAUCGCUGCACAAUAUUCAGCUCGACAACUACGGCUACUCGCUCGGGGGCAACGUCACCGGUGGCGGCGGCAAUCAAUUCUCCGACCUGCUCAUGAGCCAACAGCGAUCGCUGAACAAUGGCGGAGGGGGAAGCGGCGGUGGCGUCGGGUCGCUCUCGUCCAGCGGUAUGGGCCCGGGCGGGAACAACCUGAUGCACACGGCCAUGCACACGAUGGGCGAGAGUGGUCUCAGCCCGCCGUACUCCAACCAGUCGCCACCACACUCGGUGCAGAGCAACAUGGCGCUCUCGCCUCAAGGUUAUAUAGUGUCUCCCGAUCACAACGCCUUUGCAGGUUCUCCCUCACCCGCCAAAACGCGCCCCAGCCUGCCGACCUCACCGACCCACAUCCAGGCGAUGAGGCACGCGCAGCAGCAAAAGCACAACAUACAGAUGAUCUCCAGCAGCAACCUACAGCAGCAGCAGCAGCAGCAGCAACAGCAGCAGCAACAGCAGCAGCAGCAGCAGCAGCAGCAGCAGCAGCAGCAGCAGCAGGGUGGCAACAGCUUAGGCUGCAAUGGUGGAGGCGGCCCACAGCAACAGCAGAUGGGCGGUGGGUUGAGCAGUAGCAACGGGGGCAAUACCGGCAAUGCCACCUCGAACAGUGCAAUGCUGGCCGGGCUGCAGAUGAACUUCGUGAACGGUUCCAGCGGGCUCGAGCUGGCCGGAUUCUGCAGUCCUACUGGUCAAGGAUCUCAAGCAUCGACCUCACAGAACACCACCGGCACGACCAGCUCCGCGAUGACGGUUGCGUCCGCGCACCUGUCGCCGCUGAGUCAGCAGCAACAGCAGCAGGUGUUGGCAAUGGUUGCACAGCAGCAGGCACAACUGAACAGCCAGCAGCAACAGCAGCAGGCUCAUCAUCAGAUGCACCAGCAACAGCUACAGCAACAGCAGCAACAGCAGCAGCAACAGCAACAGCAACAGCAACAGCAGCAACAGCAGCAACCGCAGCAGCAGCAGCAACAACAACAAUCAUCCUUCUACCAAUAUCUCACCCCGCCGAGCCAGCACAGCGGCGGCGUGACGCCCCAGCAUCUGGUGCAGACGCUCGACAGCUACCCAACGCCAUCGCCGGAAUCGCCCGGCCACUGGUCAAGUUCCUCGCCGCACUCGACGUCCGACUGGUCCGAGGGCGUGCAGUCGCCGGCCAACAACGUGUACGUAACGAGUGCGGCCGGCCACCAGGCGAACAAGGGCUCCGAGGCGAUCUACAUCUAGCGCGGCUGGUGCGGACGCAUAGACAAACGAAACUUUGGGUUACGAGGGGCCGCGGAGCCGAGUGGGUUUGAGCCAUCGUUUGUGAUUGGCUGUCCCUUUCCUGCCCCUGGCACAACACCCGAAUAGAAUCUUGUUGUUGACGUACUGCGCGUUUUGUGUGCGCUUUUGUUUAGGUUAUGCUAGGGCUGUUAGGUGUUAGGGCAAAAUCCUCCCUGUCCUUUAUUUGCAGACAAAACAUGCGCAAUCCUGUAGGCGAACGGGGAGGAGGGCAAAGAGAAAGAUACAUUUUAUUUUAUUUUCAUUUUAAAGUACACUCGACAGAAGCAAACGUAUUAUAUAAGUUUUAAUGAGAGAUAUGCGCGAAUGUGUAUAGCAAAAUCUAAGAGGGAAGAAAAGGACUAAACAAUGGCGCUGUAAUUGCACAUAUCUGUUUUUAGUGCGUAGUGUAGCAAACGUGCUAGCUUGUAAGUUAAAACGCAGAGUUGCUGGUAUAGAAAAGAUGCUUCGCAGGAGGAUGCCCAACAGCAGGAGCAAGAUGGGAGAAAAAAAGGAGCAGACAGAGGAAUAGAGAAAAGUGAGGAAGCCUUUUUUAGACUUUUUUUACAAACAUAAUUUAGGGUUAUCCUUUUUUUAUAGUACGUAGCUGUGUAACUUAGCGAUCCUUUGGUGCCGUAUACGUUCCGAGUGGUGCACGCGCAUUUUUUUAAAACUAAAAACAAAACUUCGCACCGACUGCUAUAACGAAAACAGAUCCCUUCCGCCCCGGAAUGGUUUGGUUGGUGUUCGCUACUGCAUUUGCCGCGCCACCAUUACCACUCCGCAGCUGGGGCCAGACGAUGGUGGGGUUCGAUUUUGUACAUAGAAACUGUUUGUUAAUUGUUUGUAUAAGCUCUGUGUGUGUGUUUUUUUACGCUCUCUUCGACAACACACACAUCCAUACACAAUCUCACUGUCCCCUUCCGGGACGCGCAGCAUAAAAGACUAUCCCGGAAGAGUAAUAUAUUUUAUGUUAUUACAUAGUGCGCUUUUACAAAGGUUAUAAGAGUGUAUGUGUGUGUGAGGGAAAGAGGGAGAGAGAGAAAAAAGAGAUGGAGAGAGAAGAAAGAGAAAAGAGAGAAGAGAGAGUGAGCGAGAGGAGAAAAAUAGAAACAAUGCGACGGGCGAUCAGUCCUAAACCUUCUUCCCUUAAAUUCAUUCACAACGGGGUUGACGAUCGACGUGUGUACUUUAUGUUUUAUAUAUUUUUUUUAUAACCGUGCAUUAUUCACGUCAGCGGUGCAGCGGUAACGCUGCAGCUUACUACACAAUUAUAAAUCCUGCAGAUGCCGUAGCCAACGUUGUCUCGCAUGAGCAAAAGCAUGACAGUUGCUACUAAUCAGUUGAAUUUUUAUUAUGUUCGCACCAUUUCCGAGAUACUUUUGUCUAAUCGUGUGAAGGGGAAUUCGUUCCAGAGGAAACGCUAAGCCGCUUCCUUCGUACAAAGCGCCCCUAUACGUUGGCAACGAAAGAUAUUUUCGAUUUAAAUUUGAAUUCUUUAGAUUUUUCUCUUCAAAAAACACCCUCCACACAACCCGUCCCGCUAUUGUUCCAUUUUAUUAGCUUAAUAAUUAUUACACGAGCAACAACAAAAACAUUUUAUCAUUAAACUAGCCGCUAUAUUACAAAAAAAAUCUAGCCGCUAAGUGUGUAGAAUAUUCAAAUAAUUGUCGUAAUCUCUUAACGCAAACAAACAACUCACUUGUUAGUAGUUUAUCUUUGUUUCGUUUAGUUGUGAAUUUUAAGCAAGUUCUCUUGUUUUACUUUUCGAGUGUGUCUAAUGCAGCACACACACACACACAUACGUACGAGGGCUGCUGCUGCGUGUGGUCCAUCGCACUGUGCCGCAAUUCAGCAGCACAUAACAACAACUCUUUCUAUUGCCCAAUCAAAAAACUCACUCCACUUAAAGAGACGAAGUAGAAAAAAAUGGAACCCCUUGAUCAAGCAAAACAGUAUACACCGGUGUGUGUUUGCAGUUUUACUCAUAUUUUAUUCCGUUUAUUAUUUAGCAGACUAGUGAGGAAGGAGAGCGCUUCUCGCCUUGAGCCCUUGUGCGAGUUGUUGUUGUGCGGUGUGUUUGCGAAAGCGUUGAAUGCAAUCAGAGAGCAUGUGGAAGUAUUUUAGCCAAUGAUGAGCUGCAAGGGCGUGUUAAAGAAUGCAAACAUAAAACAUGGAAACAAAGAGCUUAAUCCUCACUGCAGCAGCAGCAGCAGCAGCAGCAAAUCGAACUUUUACUUAUGUUUAAUGUACGAACAAACAUGAUUGAAUCGUGAUUAUCGGCCCAACUUAGAGCCCUGAUAGAGGAGAACAGGAAAAGGGUGUGCAAAGUUAAGUCGAAUGGAACAUAAAAAAUGCAAACAAGGCAAAUUAUGACAACCACGUACAUGAAUCGCCGUAGCAUCUUUGGUAAAGUAAACGGCCGAAGACGAUGCGGUUAGAAAGCGCAACAAGUAGAUGCAGGAAUUUUAAAUAAAAUAUCUUUUAAAAAUAAUAGUGAA